This is a messenger RNA of Cuscuta campestris, 1731 nucleotides long. The record is from the annotation of a GenBank genome assembly. Lineage: Eukaryota; Viridiplantae; Streptophyta; Magnoliopsida; Solanales; Convolvulaceae.
CGCAUUUUACACUGACAGCAUCAUUCCAUUCCGGAGACCCGCUCUGUCCAUUCUUCAAUCUGCUCCAUUCUUUUGAACAGUGGACUUCUUCUUCCUUUCUUUUUUUUUGUCUCCUUUAGAAUGCAGGAGAAAUCCAGGAAACCCAUGAAGAGGCUAGCAGUCCUCCUUUUGUUGCUGGUUUUGAAUGAGAGUAUAGAACACGCUAGAGCUCAAACACCGGGAGAAUGCACCUUCUUUAAUCCUUUGAAACCAAGACCUCACAGAGCAUCCGUAUUGGACUUUGGUGCUGUGGGGGAUGGGAAAACUUUAAACACUGUCGCGUUUCAGAAUGCAAUAUUUUAUCUCAAGUCAUUUGCAGACAAAGGUGGUGCACAACUCUAUGUUCCAGCCGGAAGGUGGCUGACUGGAAGUAUUAAUCUCACCAGCCACCUCACACUAUUCCUGGAAAAAGAUGCCGUUAUCCUCGGAUCAGAGGAUUACACUCAUUGGGAUAUAAUUGAUCCUCUACCAUCUUAUGGGAGAGGUACUGAUGUACCGGGACAAAGAUAUCGAAGUUUGAUUGCCGGAAACAAUUUAGUUGAUGUUGCGAUAACAGGAAACAAUGGAACUAUUGAUGGCCAAGGUUCUGUUUGGUGGGAUCAGUUUGAUGUGCAUGCCUUGAAUUACAGCCGACCACAUCUAGUAGAGUUUAUUAGUUGCAGCAAUGUUGUUAUCUCGAACUUGACCUUUUUGAAUGCUCCUGCUUGGAACAUUCAUCCAGCAUAUUGCAGUAAUGUUGUUGUUCAGAACAUAACGAUUUAUUCUCCAUCCAAGUCACCAUACACCAAUGGCAUCGUUCCAGAUUCUUCGGAACAUGUAUGCAUCGAGAAUAGCAACAUCAGCAUGGGCCAUGAUGCGGUUGUACUCAAAAGCGGGUGGGACCAGUAUGGCAUUGCCUACGGGAGACCAACCACAAAUGUCCACAUUCGUGGGGUCCGCUUGCAGUCUAGCAAAGGUGCAGGAGUGGCCAUCGGUAGUGAGAUGUCCGGCGGCAUCUCAGGUGUGCUUGUGGAGAACAUUUACUUGCAUGACUCUUCAAUGGGGAUUGAGCUGAAGACAGCAAGAGGAAGGGGAGGUUAUAUAAAGGACAUUCUAUUCACUCAUAUAGUGAUGGAAAAUGUUUGGGUGGGAAUUAAUGCCACAAGUUAUGACGAAUCUCAUCCCGAUGACACAUAUGACCGAAAUGCCCUCCCCGCGGUCAGCAAUAUUGCAUUUGUAGACAUGAGUGGCAAAGAUAUCUCCACGGCGGGAAAUUUCAAGGGAUUAUCCGAAUUGCCCUUCGCUUCCUUUUGCCUUUCGGGCAUCUCCUUUUCCGUUUCAUCUUCUUCCCAAUCAAACCCAUGGAUUUGCUCUGAUGUUUCUGGCUUCUCAUCUGGCGUGUCACCCGAACCAUGCCCAGAGCUUUCCAGUUCAUCUUCAGCUUGCUUCUCCCUGCAGCAGCCACACACAUUUAGCCAACUUGCAGACAUGUAAACCAUGUGCAUAGGAACCUGUUCAGUGCAUUGAAUCUCUACCAAGUAGAGACACACAUUCUUUUGGGGGUGCAUAAUCUUGGAAUAAUUGCAAAAGUCAACUUCAAGCAGGUAAAGAUUUAUCUGGGAUGGCUUUGCAUUGUCUUCUGUACAGCAUUGCUUCUCAUUGCGUGUAAGAAAAGUUUUGGUAGUGCAGUCCAUUUUUCACAUUUACUUGGUU